Toxotes jaculatrix (banded archerfish) is the source of this 1896-nucleotide messenger RNA. RefSeq names its product leucine rich repeat containing 4C, genome duplicate b (gene lrrc4cb). NCBI's taxonomy places the organism in Eukaryota, Metazoa, Chordata, Actinopteri, Toxotidae. The coding region runs from base 1 to 1896 and encodes 631 amino acids. Gene Ontology annotation, molecular function: cell-cell adhesion mediator activity. Gene Ontology annotation, cellular component: glutamatergic synapse; postsynaptic density membrane; plasma membrane. Gene Ontology annotation, biological process: synaptic membrane adhesion; modulation of chemical synaptic transmission; regulation of axonogenesis. The record is from RefSeq and is a predicted model, not a curated record. The transcript has a single exon.
AUGCUGAACAAAAUGAUCUCCUCCCUCCUGCGCCAGACAAUGAGAGGUCGUAGGCUGAAGGGGGCGCUGUCCAACCCCCUCUUUGUGCUGCUUUUGGCCCUUCAGAUCUUGGUAGUGGCUGGGCUGGUUCGGGCUCAGACCUGUCCUUCUGUCUGCUCAUGCAGUAACCAGUUCAGCAAAGUCAUAUGCACCCGCCGCAGUCUACGGGAUGUCCCAGAUGGCAUUUCUACCAACACUCGCUACCUGAACCUCCAGGACAACCUCAUCCAGGUCAUCAAGGUGGACAGUUUUAAACAUCUGCGCCAUCUGGAGAUCCUGCAGCUGAGCAAGAACCACAUCCGCAGCAUAGAAAUUGGCGCCUUCAAUGGGCUGGCCAGUCUCAACACCUUGGAGCUCUUUGAUAAUCGGCUCACGACAAUCCCCAAUGGAGCAUUUGAAUACUUGUCCAAGCUAAAGGAAUUGUGGCUACGGAACAACCCCAUCGAAAGUAUACCAUCUUAUGCCUUCAACCGGGUCCCCUCGCUUCGAAGGCUAGAUCUAGGUGAGCUCAAACGUCUCUCCUACAUUUCUGACGGAGCCUUCAAGGACUUGAGCAACCUGCGCUAUCUGAACCUGGGAAUGUGCAACCUCAAGGAGAUCCCCAACAUCUUACCUUUGGUCAGGCUUGAAGAGCUAGAAAUGUCAGGAAACCAGCUCUCUGUUAUCAAACCCAGCUCAUUUACAGGAUUAGUGAACCUCCAGAAGCUGUGGAUGAUGCAUGCCCAGAUCCAAACUAUAGAGAGGAAUUCCUUUGAUGACCUUCAGUCACUGGUGGAGCUCAACCUGGCUCACAACAACCUCACCUUUCUACCACAUGACCUCUUCACACCGUUGCAUCGCCUGGAGCGGGUCCACCUCCACCACAACCCUUGGAACUGCAACUGUGAUAUCUUGUGGCUCAGCUGGUGGCUGAAGGAAACAGUACCUGCCAAUACCAGCUGCUGUGCCCGUUGCCAUACUCCUGCAGUUUUUAAAGGUCGCUACAUUGGGGAACUGGACCACAGCUACUUCCAGUGUGAUGUUCCUGUCAUUGUGGAGCCACCCAGUGACUUGAAUGUGACAGAAGGCAUGGGUGCAGAGCUUAAAUGUCGCACAAGCUCGCUGACAUCCAUCAGCUGGCUUACGCCAAACGGCUCAUUGGUGACACAUGGGGCUUACAAGGUGCGUUUGUCUGUACUCAAUGACGGGACUCUGAACUUUACUAGCGUCACAAUGCAGGACACUGGGACUUACACCUGUAUGGUCAGCAACACAGCAGGCAACAUUUCUGCCUCCGCUGUGCUUAAUGUCACUUCGGUGGAAAACAGCGGGGUGACCUACUUCACCACAGUCACCGUGGAGACCAUUGAGACCCCGGGAGAUGAUAGCCAAACGCCUCUUCCCCCAUUUGGCUGGGUGUCAUCCUCAACAACAAAAGGUACACCUGUUUCAACCAGGACAACAGAGCGGACUUACACCAUUCCAGUUCUUGAUCUGGAUGGAGAGGGAGCCAUGAAUGGCUUGGAUGAAGUGAUGAAAACCACCAAAAUUAUCAUCGGCUGCUUCGUGGCCAUCACGCUUAUGGCUGCUGUUCUGCUGGUUAUUUUCUACAAGAUGAGGAAACAGCAUAACCAGCAGGAUCCUGAUGGCCCUGCCUCCUCCAUGGAGGUCAUUACUGUUGAAGAAGAGCUUGCAGGUGUCGCUGCCAUGGAGAGACACCUAUCGCUGCCCCCUCUGGAGCACUACAACCACUACAACACCUACAAGAGCACUUACCACCACCCUCCUAUGCUCAGUACCAUACACAGCUCAGCCACACAGGAACCUUUACUGAUUCAAGCCUGCUCAAAAGACAAUGUACAAGAGACCCAAAUCUGA